Messenger RNA from Thelazia callipaeda (thelaziosis nematode), 462 nucleotides. Lineage: Eukaryota; Metazoa; Nematoda; Chromadorea; Rhabditida; Thelaziidae. The record is from the annotation of a GenBank genome assembly.
AUGGCUUUUUUUUCUACAAUAUUCCCCUCAUUCAGAUAUCAAACAACCAGUACGGCGAGAGCUAUCAACAUGUUCUACCAUAAGAAUGUUAUUGAUCAUUACGAACAACCAAGAAAUGUUGGGGCACUCGACAAGAAUGAUCCUAACGUAGGUACGGGCAUAGUGGGGGCUCCAGCCUGCGGAGAUGUUAUGAAACUUCAGAUUAAAGUUGAUGAAAAUGGUAGAAUUAUUGAUGCGAAAUUCAAGACAUUCGGUUGUGGUUCAGCGAUUGCAUCAAGUAGUUUAGUUUCCGAAUGGAUUAAAGGAAAGACAACUGAAGAUGCCUCGAAAAUCAGAAAUGAUGAGAUUGCAAAAGAACUUUGCUUACCUCCAGUAAAACUUCACUGCUCUAUGUUAGCCCAAGAUGCCAUUCAAGCAGCACUAAAGGAUUACAAAAGAAAGCAGGAGCCGUCAAGCGGUUGA